Molecule: messenger RNA, 2331 nt
Organism: Neoarius graeffei (lesser salmon catfish)
Lineage: Eukaryota; Metazoa; Chordata; Actinopteri; Siluriformes; Ariidae
Gene: adtrp1
Product: androgen dependent TFPI regulating protein 1
Exons: 6
Coding region: 39-824 (261 amino acids)
Cellular component (GO): membrane; endomembrane system
Source: RefSeq, a predicted model, not a curated record
GGCUUCUCGGUAGCGUUAGUUUGGGUUCGGAAGGGAACAUGGCUGAUCCUCUGAGGUCCGGAAUCAAUUCUAAGUUGUGUUUGUUUGCGCAUGUGGUGAUUUUUGCCUGGUAUGUGUUCACUGUAUAUGAGAACUGCGUCAUCACCAGUUCCGGGCGGCACCCGGGCGCGAGCUCUUACGGAGGCCGGUGGAAAUAUUUAACCUUCAUCAACCUGGUGAUGCAGAUGGUGUUUUUUGGACUCUGUGUUGUAACUGAUCUGAUCCAUGCAGUGCUGCCAAGGAAAAGCAGUGUCUCGUCGCUCCUCGUCACUGUGCGGGAUUUCUGCUUCACCGUUCUCGCCUUUCCAAUCGGAACUUUUGUCUUCAUUUCGUUCUGGUCCAUCUACGCCUACGACCGAGAGCUGGUCUUCCCCAAGGCUUUAGAUGACAUCAUUCCUACAUGGAUGAAUCACGCUAUGCACACUGUGAUCCUGCUGCCGCUCCUGGUGCAGAUGUGCCUUCAGCCUCACAGACACCCGAGUCGCUGCAGAGGAAUCCUGGCCCUGGCGCUCUUCGUUUCCCUUUACUUGGCGUGGGUGUUGUGGGUGCGUCAUGCAUCAGGGAUCUGGAUUUACCCCAUCAUGGCUCACCUCAGUCCUGCAGGCCUCGUCGUGUUCCUCAGCAUGGCGUCUCUCAGCAUGGCUCCUCUGUACCUGCUGGGAGAGAAACUCAACCGUGCAAUCUGGGGUCCUUCAGGAACUCAUGAUCUGCUCUCUCAAAGGAAAUCAGAAAAAGAAGAAGAAAUGAAGAACCAAAAAAAUGGGACUCAACCAUCAACAGACUAGAGAGAGCUGGAACAUGUCCUUCACCAGCACUGAGAACAUUCUGCCAGAGCACUGAUUCAUUAUAAAUCUCCACCGUUUACACAAAGGGAUUUAAAUUAAACAGUAUAACCAUGUAUCACUACCCAGGUGAUUCACCAGGUGAUCAUACAGACAAUGAUGAUUCACUAAAUCUCUCCUGCUCUUGAUUCACUAGAUGAUUCACUAAAUGAUCACGCAGACAAUUCACAAGGUGAUCACACAUGAUUCACUAAAUGAUUCACUAGGUGUUCACCCAGGUGAUUCACUAAAUGAUCACACAGAUGAUUCCCUAAAUGAUUCACUAGGUGUUCACCCAGGUGAUUUGUUAAAUGAUCACACAGAUGAUUCACGAAAUGAUUCACUAGGUAUUCACCCAGAUGAUUCACUAAAUGAUCACACAGAUGAUUCACUAAAUGAUUCACUAGGUGUUCACCCAGGUGAUUCACUAAAUGAUCACACAGAUGAUUCACUAAAUGAUCACACAGAUGAUUCAUGAAAUGAUUCACUAGGUGUUCACCCAGGUGAUUCGUUAAAUGAUCACACAGAUGAUUCAGUAGUGGUUCACUUGGUGAUUCACUUGGUGAACACACAGAUGAAUCCCUAAGUGUCCACGCUGGUGAAUCUCUAAUGCCCCUUUUCCACCAAAUCAGUUCCAGGGCUGGUUCGGGGCCAGUGCUUAGUUUGGAACCGGGUUUUCUGUUUCCACUGACAAAGAACUGGCUCUGGGGCCAGAAAAACGGGUUGCAACUCUUUGCUGGGCCAGAGGAAAGAACCGCUUAUGUCAGCAGGGGGGCGGAGUUGUUAAGAACGACAACAAUAGCAAGACCGCGAAAGGUCGCCAUUUUUAAGCGACGAGAAGCAGCAGCUGUACAAACGCGAAGUCAUCCAUUAUUAUUGUUGAUGCUGCUUCUUGUUCUCCGUGUUGUUGUUGUUGCUUCGAAAUUUGCGCCAAGGUUUAUGCAAAUGCAGCGACGUAACUGACAUGUACAGCGACGUAACUGAUGUAUACAGCGACGUAAUGACGUGGCUCCCCUUAGCACCGCGAGCUAUGGAAAAGCAAACUGGUUCUCAGCUGGCUCGCAAGUUGAACGAGUUGUGAACCAGCACCAGCACUGGCCCCGAACCAGCCCUGGAACUGAUUUGGUGGAAAAGGGGUAUCAGUGAUCACACAGCUGAUUCAGUGUCUCAGUAGUGUUUAUGUUGGCGCGCUGGUUGUUGUGUCGGUAUGUAAAAUGUCUGCUGAAGGUUAACGAAAAAGCACUGAGUGUAAAAGCAGCGGAAUCGCUACUGUAAUUUUUUGAUGGCUGUUUUUUUGUUUUGUUUUAAUUCUUGAUGCUGUACUCUCCUAAAAUGCUGACUGUUGGGGCCAGUUUUUUAUCAUCUACAACAUUUUUAACACAAAUCAAAUAACCACAUGACGAUGUUUAUGAAUAUCUUUGCUAGAUUAUGAUGUGAUGAAGCCUGAUUGUAAUAAAAGAUGUAUAUUAUA